UGCACACACGCGGGGAGAGACGAGAGAGAGAGAGAGAGAGCACUACUCAGAUAGUUUCCUCUCAUAUCAGCAUAACAGAGUUAAGAUGAAGUGUGCAUGUAUGUACAACAUGCUGCCUUUUGCAGCUGUUUUCAUCCUGACUUUUUCAUUAAGCUCUGGGACUCCGCCGAUGUACAGUUUAUUCCAAGGUGCCCCGUACUCCAGCUCGAUCCAGAAACAACGUAGCAAAAACUGGUGUGCCUUUGUAGUGCACAAGAACGUGACGUGCGCUGUGCUGGCAGUGACUGAAACUGUGGAAUCCGACAAUGCACCCUGUCCUGAACAUCAGCCCCAUUGUGCUCAAACUGGAAUAUACCGCGUUCACAGAAGACCAACAUACAAGGUGGGCUACAAGCAGGUGACUGAGCUGGAGUGGAGGUGUUGUCCAGGCUACCGUGGUUAUGACUGCAUGGAUCCUCAAUCACCUUUAAGGGUUCUCCCGAACCCACAACCAAGUCUGCCACCUGUCCACCCGACACAAGAGAAGGUCAUCGGAGGACAAACCAGUGGUCAACAUGAUAGUCGUCGAGUUCGAGAGUUAGAACAGCAAGUACAGAAUCUUUCUCAAACAGUUCUUGACAUGCAGGCUGCAAUUACUACUGCCAAUGCUAAAUUGCGGCUAGAUCUGCAAGAAGACGCAAGCAAGAUAAUCCUGAAUCUACUUGGCCAUGUUCAACAACCACAGCAUGCACUGAGUGGAGGAACUGAGAGCUUUGUUCUGCCACCAGAACUGACAAUUUCUCCGGGUACUGUUGAACUUCAGAAUCAGGUUACCCAUCUUUCCAACACAAUCAAUAGCAACAGCAACACCAUCCAAGGCAUGGAGUCUAAGCUCCACGAGAUUGAAAUCCAGGUGAACCGGCUAAAUGAGGUCUCCAGUGGUGCCGCAGUUCCACUCCCUUCCUCUACAUUGGCCACUGAGUGCCCAUGCCAGGCAUACAUUGAUGAAAAACUUCAAGCUCUCCGUGAGGAGCUUCUGGAAGGAAUGGACAUUAAGAUGGCUGAUUUGAAGAAUUCUUGUGACUACAAAGUGGAGUCAGUCAAAGUGCAGUGUGAGGAACAAGAGGCCUCCUACCUAAGUCUAACUGAACUCCUGGAAUCCAAAGAAGCUGACUUGCGUCAGGAAAUCCAGGACCUGAGGCACCUUGUUUCAAACAGCACAUAUAAACAACUGGAGGUUGCAGAGUUUCAAGUUGAGCUCCAGAGCCUAAAAAAAGUGCAUCAAAGCUUGGCAAGUGCUGUAAAUGCAACAAAUAAGGAACAGAAGGCUUUAGAGGAGGUGCUGAGCACAAGCUUUAGCCUAGCAGAACAGAUUGCAGAAAAGCAGUGCCUUGAACUUGAGGAAAAGCUAAGACGUGAUUGGGCAAAGGAACAGGAGGCACAGAAUAAAACUCUGGAGAGCAAGAUCAGUUCAGCUCUGCAGGUCUUUGCAGACAUGCAGUUGCACACCAUACCAACAGAUAGCCAAAAUAUAUUAGAAAUGGGAAAACAGACGCAGAGCCUGAAGGGUGAGGUGCAUACCCUCGUGCAUCAGGUUACACAGUUGGAGAGUUUAAUACGAAUUCUCAAUGAGUCCAUAAGCCGUCAAAGUCAUAUGAAUGGUCUUAACAACAAACUAGAUGAACUGGAGGAAGCUUGUGGAAGGAACCAAGAAUCGGCCAACAAAGUAGAAGAGAUGUUGUCUGGAAUGGACGAACGAGUGGCUAAUGUGGAAAGGGUUUGUGGCAGACUGGAGCCAAUGUCAGACAGUCUUACGAGAAUUAAAGAUGGACUCAACAAACAUGUCAGCGGCCUCUGGAACUGUGUAAAAAAGCUCAACAGCACUGUCCUAACUCACUCUGCAGACAUCAUCAUAUUGAGAGAAAAUUCACAGGCCACAGUGGGCAAGCAGCAGGGAGCCGCCAAGACGCCCCAAUAUACAGGUGCUCUUUCUGGUAUGGAGAACUCUAAUAUUCUCACAAAGAAAGCUGUUCCAGUUUUAGAGUCUGGAGAAGCAGGGCCACCUGGAACCAAGCCUUCAACAGGUCUCCCUCAGGGCAGUGCUGGCAGUAAGACACCUGUUAAGGGCUAUGAUUCAGCUUCAGGCCUUCCUCCAUCACCCCCAAUCUCUGUUACAGCUCAUAUUCUUUCAGGUCCUACGAGCCUAAGUCUUCCUGUGUCCUUUUCGGCUGGUCUGACCCUGUUCCCAUUUUCUGAAGAAAUCGGCAUCAUCCGCUUCAACAGAGUGCUGCUGAACGAUGGAGGCCAUUAUGACCAAAAUACAGGUGUGUUCACUGUUCCCAUUGACGGCCGGUACUUGUUAACUGUUGUAAUAAUGGCCCAAAAAGCAGCACGAGUGGAGGCAGUCUUGUCAGUGGCAAAUCGGAGCAUCCAGAAGCUCGACACUGCUGGAGCCGAGGGUUCGGCUUCUACAGGGUGUCUCUGUGGAGGCUCUGCCUCUGCCAGCCUCAUCCUUGAUCUUACAAAAGGUCAGAGGGUAGGGGUUGUUAAGACAUCAGGAACUCUGGCAAUUUCAGCGUCCACUGAGGUUCUUUCAACAUUUAGUGGCGUCCUGCUUUAUCCCCUGUCGGCUAAAAGAUAACACAAAGCAAAGAGCAUGCAUCAUAUGAGUCAGACUUCAUUCUUGGAGUACUGUACCAGGGAACAAUGCCAAGUAGUGCUGCCAACAACACUGCAUGAAUGUAGUCAUGAGAUUUUAGGGGGAAAAUGAAAGUGGUGUAAUAAGCACAAAGCAAGACUUUACAGAAUUGGAAUAUUUUGUCCUCCUAUGGGGUUUUGUUUUUGGGAUUCCAAGUAAUUUGUUUCUUCACCAAGUGUAUUGAUGUUAAAUUUGUUGUUGUUGUUUAAAUAAAUACCACUAAAUUCUUAAAAUAUAUCUUUGUUCCAUGAAGGAGCAAUGUUUGAACAUGGUUGAAAGAAGCUUAAAUGAAAGUAGUUAAAAAUUUUUUUUGUUUUUUUGCAAUGAU
This is a messenger RNA of Clarias gariepinus (North African catfish), 3005 nucleotides long. RefSeq names its product elastin microfibril interfacer 2b (gene emilin2b). Gene Ontology annotation, molecular function: protein binding. Lineage: Eukaryota; Metazoa; Chordata; Actinopteri; Siluriformes; Clariidae. The transcript has 8 exons. The record is from RefSeq and is a predicted model, not a curated record. Bases 86 to 2620 code for a protein of 844 amino acids.